AUGAUUCCAACACCAUCGCUGUCACAUCUGACGAAGCAAGAUUUCCGCAGCGUCUACGAGCCAGCAGAAGACAGCUUCAUCCUCCUCGACGCACUCGAAGCCGACGCCUCUUCCCUUACCGCCACCUUUUCACACAGAGCACCUAUAUGCGUCGAGAUCGGCUCGGGUAGCGGUAUCGUCACUACAUUCCUCUCGCAGAUUCUCGGCUCAGCUUCAGCGGAAUUUGUAGCGAUAGAUCUCAAUCCGCACGCCAACACGUGUACCCGAGCAACAGGAAAAGCGAACGGUGUACACGUCGAGGCUGUCAGGACGUCGUUGCUAUCAGGACUAGGAUCCAGGCUGGAAGGAAAAGUGGACGUGUUGCUGUUCAACCCACCAUAUGUGCCGACAGAGGAAGAGGAAGAGAUGAUGGCACAGGGCAGAGCUCGAAUCGAAGGGUCUUGGGCUGGAGGAGCGACAGGAACGAGGUUGGUAGAUGAGCUGAUUGAUGGACAUGUGAUCAGAGAUGUGCUUGCAAGCCAAGGAAGAUUCUACUUGGUAGCGAUCAAGCAGAACGAUCCAGCAGGGCUGGUCAAGAGGUUGACAGCGCAAGGUCUGAAUGCAGAGGUAAGUAGUCGAUAUGCGCAAAAGGUGCUGCAUACUUGA
Messenger RNA from Pseudozyma hubeiensis SY62, 645 nucleotides. RefSeq lists its product as hypothetical. The transcript has a single exon. NCBI's taxonomy places the organism in Eukaryota, Fungi, Basidiomycota, Ustilaginomycetes, Ustilaginales, Ustilaginaceae. Gene Ontology annotation, biological process: methylation. Gene Ontology annotation, cellular component: eRF1 methyltransferase complex. Gene Ontology annotation, molecular function: nucleic acid binding; protein methyltransferase activity; S-adenosylmethionine-dependent methyltransferase activity. The coding region runs from base 1 to 645 and encodes 214 amino acids. The record is from RefSeq and is a predicted model, not a curated record.